AUGUGCUCGCUGCCCCGCGGCUUCGAGCCCCCGGCGCCCGAGGCCUUGGGGCGGCGGAGUUCGGCGGAGCUGCGGGACAUGUUGAGGCGCCAGGAGAGACUUUUGCGCAACGAAAAAUUCAUUUGCAGAUUGCCCGACAACGGUAAAAAGAUCUUAGACUCUGUUGUCAAACUGAAAGCUGCCAUUGCAGAACGGGAAGAAGUUAGAGGAAAAAGUGAACUGUUUCAUCCUAUUAGUUUAGACUGUAAACUGAGGCAAAAAGCAAUCGCAGUUGAUGUGGACACAGAUAAAGCCCAGAAUUCUGACCAGAUACUUGAUACUUCACUAGUUCCUGGCUCUUCUUCUUUAGAUAACAUCACAUCAUCUAAAACAACCUCACAACAGGGACUUGUGCAUUCUAGUCACAAAGAUGAUGAAAAAGCUCCUCAGAUUGGGUACCCAGUGAACAAGUGCCCGGCUUCCAGCCCCAGAGCCACUGCACCUUCCUCACCCGAAGCCAGUGAGUGUCUGCCUCAGCAUCCUGGGUCAGGUCCAGCAGAAGAUAAUCCUACCGGCUCCGAGGACCUCUUUAUUAACCGGUUACAAAGAAUCACAAUCGUGGACCCAGAUGAGCAACAUUCGGAAGAAAACACGAGGACUGAGAACUUGACAGGCCUUCGUAGUGGGACCCAGAAGAAACCUCAUUACAUGGAAGUGCUAGACAUGCGAGCCAAAAACCCAGUGCCCCCACCACGUAAAUUUAAAACUAAUGUGUUACCUUCACAACAGAAUGAUUCACCGAGUCAUCGGCAGAGAAGAGGGUCUCCUGUUUCCUCAGAGGAAAGGCUGCGCAGGGAUAAGCAGCAUCUCGAUGACAUCACAGCGGCUCGGCUCCUACCACUGCACCACCUGCCUGCACAGCUGCUCUCCAUAGAAGAGUCUUUGGCACUUCAGCAACAGCAGAAACAGAGUUAUGAGGAGAUGCAAGCAAAGCUCGCAGCACAAAAAUUAGCUGAAAGACUGAAUAUUAAAAUGCAGAGCUAUAAUCCAGAAGGGGAGCCUUCGAGGAAAUACCGAGAAGUAAGGGAUGAAGAUGAUGACCAGUUCUCUGAUGGUGAAUUCUGA
This is a messenger RNA of Pipistrellus nathusii (Nathusius's pipistrelle), 1104 nucleotides long. Lineage: Eukaryota; Metazoa; Chordata; Mammalia; Chiroptera; Vespertilionidae. The record is from the annotation of a GenBank genome assembly.